Molecule: messenger RNA, 3162 nt
Organism: Peniophora sp. CBMAI 1063
Lineage: Eukaryota; Fungi; Basidiomycota; Agaricomycetes; Russulales; Peniophoraceae
Source: the annotation of a GenBank genome assembly
AUGGCCGGUCCAAAGGCAACUACCAAGGAGAAUAUCCAACGACCUAGCGACUCUUCAGAACGUGCCGCUAAGAGGAGAAAACUUGAUACCACACCACAAGGGUCUCAAGCGUCACAGAAGGCGCAACAAGGCCUUGGUUCUCAGCCGUCUUUUGCGGAUGUUCUUGAGAAACUGAACACCGAGUCGGAGGGAGCUGCCAGUGAUGAGGGUGGCGCUAAUAGCUGGGGACGACCCGAACUCGCACCCAUCAACGAGGACCGGGAUUCUAUCACAUUUCAGCAGAUUGAUAUCGAAGAGGCGGUCGACGCUCAGCGCGGCGGGAUCAAUCUCAGGAUGUACGGUGUCACGGAGGGUGGCCACAGCGUCAUGAUGCACGUGCUCGGUUUCCAGCCGUACUUCUACGUCCCUGUACCCCGCGGAUUUGACAAUAGCGACAUUGAGCCUUUUAAGACCUACCUCAACAAUGCACAAGGUGGCGUCGUUCGUAUCGAAUUCGUCAAGAAGAAGAGUCUGUGGGGAUACCGCGGUGACGAGAAGGCGCUUUUCAUGAAGAUCACCAUUGCUGAGCAGAAGAUGCUGCCGCGCAGGGGUGAAGUCAGCUUCCGCGACCUUUUUCCCGACCAGGUGGCCACCUUCGAGAGCAACAUCGCCUAUACGCUCCGUUUUAUGAUCGACACGAAGGUCGUCGGAAUGAACUGGAUCGAGGUCCCUGCUGGGAAGUACCAGCUGCUUGCGGGCAAGGACAAGAUAUCCUUGUGUCAAAUCGAGAUGCGCGUGCAAUGGGACAACUUCAUCGCGCAUGCUCCUGAUGGGCAAUGGUCGAAGACGGCACCGCUCCGUAUAUUGAGCUUCGAUAUUGAGUGCGCGGGUAGGAAGGGUAUCUUCCCAGAGGCGAAGGAGGACCCGGUCAUCCAGAUUGCGAACAUGGUUACUCGCCAGGGCGAGGACAGGCCAUUCAUCCGCAACGUCUUCACGUUGAAUACUUGCUCGCAUAUCGUCGGCUCACAGGUGCUCUCGUUCGACGAUGAGGUCGACAUGCUGCAGAAGUGGCGAGACUUCGUGGCGGAGGUUGACCCGGACGUCGUCAUCGGGUACAACAUUGCAAACUUCGAUUUGCCAUAUCUGCUGGAUCGCGCCCAUGCGCUCAAGGCCAGCGAGUUCCCGUUCCUGACACGCAUCAAAGGCAUGAAAACGGCUAUCAAGGACACGCACUUCUCGUCCAAAGCCUUCGGCCAGCGCGACUCGAAGGAGACGAACAUGGAAGGCCGCAUCCAGCUCGAUCUUCUCCAGUACAUGCAACGCGAACACAAGCUCCGUUCCUAUACGCUCAACUCCGUCUGCGCUCAGUUCCUGGGCGAGCAGAAGGAGGACGUGCACCACUCAGAUGCGUACCUGCCACAACGGCUGAUGGACAAACUCAUGUGCUUCGUUAACUAUACGGAGAUGGCGAGGGUCACGGGUGUUCCGUUCAACUACCUGUUGUCGCGUGGACAAUCCAUCAAGGUCUUGUCGCAACUCUUCCGACGGGCCAACGACGAUGACUACGUUAUCCCUGCGCUCAAGGGUGAAGGUUCGGAUGAGCAAUACGAAGGUGCCACCGUCAUCGAACCCAAGAAGGGCUACUACGAUGCGCCUAUCGCUACGCUCGACUUCAGCUCCUUGUACCCUUCAAUCAUGAUGGCGCACAACCUUUGCUACACAACGCUCCUCGAUAAGAACACGAUCGAACGCAUGGGCCUGCAGAAAGACAUCGACUACAUCCAGACGCCGAACAACGACUUCUUCGUCAAGAGCACCAAGCGCAAGGGCCUGUUACCGAGCGUAUUGGAGGACCUGAUCGCGGCGAGGAAGAGAGCUAAAGCGGACCUGAAGAAGGAGACGGAUCCGUUUAAGAGGGCUGUGCUGGAUGGACGGCAGUUGGCGCUCAAGAUCUCUGCGAAUUCCGUGUACGGGUUCACUGGUGCUACGAUUGGCAAGUUGCCUUGUUUGCCGAUUUCCUCGAGUACGACCGCGUACGGUCGUGAGAUGAUCGAGAAGACCAAGUCGGAGGUCGAGGCGGAGUACUCCGUGGCGAACGGCAAAGAGUACAAUGCGGAGGUCAUCUACGGCGAUACCGAUUCCGUCAUGGUCAAGUUCGGUCCUACAGAUCUCGCUACAGUCAUGGCUAUGGGGAGCGAAGCGGCGGAGUUCGUGACGCAGAAGUUCGUUAAGCCCAUCAAGCUGGAGUUCGAGAAGGUCUACUUCCCGUACUUGCUCAUUAGCAAGAAGCGUUAUGCGGGGCUGUACUGGACACGGCCGGAGAAGUACGACAAGAUGGAUUCAAAGGGUAUCGAGACUGUACGACGCGACAACUGCCGCCUCGUUCAGACCGUCAUCGAGACUUGCCUCCACAAGAUGCUCAUCAACCGGGACGUGAAGGGCGCUGAAGAAUACACCAAACGCGUCAUCUCCGACUUGCUCCAAAACAAGAUCGACAUGUCGCAGUUGGUGAUCACGAAGGCACUUGCUAAAGCUGACUAUGCGGCGAAGCAAGCUCACGUCGAAUUGGCCGAGCGGAUGAAGCAGCGUGAUGCAGGUUCCGCCCCCGCACUCGGCGAUCGUGUUGCAUAUGUUAUCAUCAAAGGGAUGAAAGGCGCUGCUGCAUACGAGAAGUCGGAAGACCCGAUAUACGUUCUCGAGAACAACAUUCCGAUUGACACGAAAUAUUACCUCGAGAAUCAACUGUCCAAGCCGCUCAUGCGUAUCUUCGAACCUAUUCUCGGCGACAAAGCGAACUCACUGCUAUCCGGCGACCAUACUCGCACCAUUCAAAUCGCGACGCCGACCGUAGGCGGACUGAUGAAGUUCGCUGUCAAGACGGCAACGUGCCUCGGCUGCAAGACGGCCUUGAAGUCAAACAACAGCCAAAAAGGCGGUGCUGUCUGUAACAACUGUCGUCCUAGGAUGGGGGAACUGUAUCAGAAGCAGAUCAAUACAGUCUCCGAGAUGCAAAUACGGUUCUCCAGAUUGUGGACGCAGUGUCAGCGAUGCCAGGGGUCGUUGCACCAGGACGUUUUGUGCUCCAGCAAGGACUGUCCGAUCUUCUAUAUGCGGAAGAAGGCGCAGAAGGAUGUUGAGGACGCUGGAGCCGUGCUUGAGAGGUUUGAUCAAGACUUGUGGUAG